GUUUAGGUCGCAGAGCGGAACAAGCCGCUAGCAGCUAGCGCGGUGUGCGGCGGCAGGAGCACUGUGGACAUAUGCACCUGAUUUUAGUGACCAUUUGAAACACGAUAGUUUAAACGCUCAAUAGAGAUGACCAUGACCGGACAGAGAACCAUAGAUCUUGUGGCUGCCUACAAUCAUUUUCUGGAAAAACAAAUUGUUGACCAGGGAUCCAGUCUGCCGUGUAGAGACGAGACCCUCUGCAAUGAGGUGGAUGAGCUGCUGAAAAGUGAAGAAUUCACUGAUGCACAUUGUCUGGGUCUGGAUACUCUGAAGAUCAUGGAAGAGUCUCUGCAAGCAGAAGUGACAGAGAGUAGGCGACCAACAAAAGUCAGAACAGGGUUAAAAGGACUGACCAAAGCAUUUGAAGUCCUUGAACAAGCAGCACUCAACCUGCAUCUGGGUCCAUGGAGGGAGGAGUACAAAGUUGUCAAAAUGUAUUCAGGAAUAUUUACCCACUGCAUCAAACCAGUGUUCUCCACACAGCAGAUAGAGCUGCUCUUUGGCCUGUUGGGUUAUAGGCUGUGUUCAUCUCGGCGGGAACAGCUCCACCUUCAGCCUCAGAAAGUCAGUGCAGCCAGGGUGGAUGAGCUGCUGCGCUUGUCCUGUGCCUUCUUUGUGGCUCGUUGUGAGUGUCGCCUCCUUCUGGAUGUACUGGGAAAGUAUGCUGGUCGGGCUCAAUGGGAGCUCAGCAUUGUGAGAGAGAGGCAAAGAGGACACAACCUUCAGAUCGCUCUUGACAGCACUAUGAGGCUGCUAGAUGUCAAGCAGCCCCUCCAAGAGCUGCCCGAAGAAAGUGACAUGGAUUUGUACACAGAUGAGCUGGAAGGAGAGAGGCUCAGAGAAACAUCUGUUGAUGAAGCCCCUCGCUCUUUAACUUGGAUGCCUGAUAAAAGUACCAAUGGCAUAACAAGGGAGUCGGUGUACAUCUCUACUUAUCACGUGAAGACACCCUCUGCUGACACAAAUGCCAAUGACUUCUUGCCUACUUCCAGAUGUGUGAGCCAUUUCUAUAAGGACUUCUCUGGAGAACAAAUCGAGGCAUUACCUGUUAGUCUUGAAGAAAAAACUGAUCAUGAGGCUCUAAGCAUGCUGACUUGCACUUGUCUCGAAGUGAAGCGCUUAACUCUUUACAAAUGCAUAGAUUGUCAAUCUUACCACCAUGUUACCUGUGUCAAAUUUGACCUUUGCCACAAAAGUCACAGAACAGAGUUGACUGAGGAAAUACCUGAGCAGCUCAUUCCAAUUCGAUUAGCAGCUUCACGGCGUAGAGGAAGUUUAUCACCAACUCUGACCAACUGCAGUGACACAUUUUCCUCCUUAGCUUUACAUAAUAAACCUGAAUCCACUAUGUCAUUUAUUAGUCCUUUAGCUCUGCAUAGCUGUUGUGAGUUCCAAACCCUGGAUCCCCAGAUCUUAUGUUUUAGUUGCCAAGUCUUUCAUAUGGAAUAUUGCAAUGAAGCAAAGAUCUGUCACAUUUCCCAUGGGGCUAAAAUGUUAGGUUUUUGUUCGGUCAGUAGAUGUACUCAUAAGGCUCAUGUGUUAUGCAAAUACUGUGGAAAUGAAUACUGCAAAGACUGCUGGUACAAAAACCCUCUUUACUGUGAAUGCGGUAAAAGUUUUGACUUUUCAUCUUCUGUCUAGAAGGUCAAUUUUAAAUUGAGAAUUGACAUAUAAUGAGGCUAACAAAGUGCCUUAAAUCUGUCAGUACACAAAAGCAAGUUUCCCCACAUCUCAUUGAAGCAUUCUGAGCACAUGGAAAAUAACUAGCAUUCUUUACAUACAUUUCUGACCUAGUCAGUCUCUUUCACUCCCAUUUAGGAUCAGAUUGAGCACAUGAGUACAAAAUAUAUAAGCUCUUGCUAAGUGACACUUUCCAAGUUUGUCUAUAAAUGUUGUUAAAUGUGUAUCUAUGCUUUACUAAACCUUAGCAACACUGCCAUGACAUGACACUUAAUGCUGUGUUUUUAUAUUUUACACUUCCACUGUAUGUGCCAAAUUAAUAUGCACCUUAAUUACAUUUUUUAAAAUGAGACAAUGGUCGAAACCUUUCUCACAUAUAGUAUACAUGUAUGAACUGUUUUGUGACAAUAUUUAGAUGUAAGGUGAAUGAAUCACAAGUAACAUUUAUUUGUAUUGCAGUUGCCUGGAUUUGUUUUACUCUUCUGGCUUUCUUUGCAUAUUUUAUUUGUAAUAAAUAUUUCUUACCUA
Molecule: messenger RNA, 2247 nt
Organism: Boleophthalmus pectinirostris (great blue-spotted mudskipper)
Lineage: Eukaryota; Metazoa; Chordata; Actinopteri; Gobiiformes; Gobiidae
Gene: spata2l
Product: spermatogenesis associated 2-like
Exons: 4
Coding region: 127-1680 (517 amino acids)
Cellular component (GO): cytoplasm
Source: RefSeq, a predicted model, not a curated record